Molecule: messenger RNA, 570 nt
Organism: Tarenaya hassleriana
Lineage: Eukaryota; Viridiplantae; Streptophyta; Magnoliopsida; Brassicales; Cleomaceae
Product: thioredoxin-like 3-3
Exons: 3
Coding region: 99-455 (118 amino acids)
Source: RefSeq, a predicted model, not a curated record
CAGGAAACAAAAUCCAAACAAAGAGAGAGAAACUCGCGAUUUGAGCAGAAGCCAAACACUGAAAGAAACACAAGUCUUCGACGGGAACGAUUUCGGGCAUGGAGUCGGAAUCGGAAUCGGAAUUCAACCGCCAUGGCAAUAUGAAAACGGCUUCAGGCGAUCAAACACUUCAGGGCAUUCUUCACGACAUCAAGUCUUCGAAAACUCCAGCUGUUAUAAACUAUGGCGCCUCCUGGUGUCGGGUUUGUAGCCAGAUUCUCCCGGCAUUCCACAGGCUUAGUAACAGUUUCCCCAAGUUCAAGUUCGUUUACGCAGACAUCGAUGAAUGUCCUGAGACAACGCAACACAUUCGUUACACUCCGACCUUCCAUUUCUAUAGAGACGGCGAAAAGGUUGAUGAAAUGUUCGGAGCAGGAGAGGAGAGGCUCCAUGAUCGGCUUUGGCUUCACUCAUGAAGAUAUGUCCUUAUUGCUCGCUCUGUUUAUAAAUUUAUUAAACCGGAUUGUUCGUCAUAACGAGAUUAAGCGAAAUUCGGGUUAAUUUCGGGUAAAGUGUUGAUCAUUGGCCACA